AUGCCAGUAGGGGGAACUGGAGCACCUGGAGGAAACCGGAGCACCAGGAGGAAACCGGAGCACCAAGAGAAAACUGGAGCACCUGGAGGAAACUGGAGCACCUGGAGGAAACCGGAGCACCUGGAGGAAACCGGAGCACCAGGAGGAAACCGGAGCACCAAGAGAAAACUGGAGCACCUGGAGGAAACUGGAGCACCUGGAGGAAACCGGAGCACCAGGAGGAAACCGGAGCACCAGGAGGAAACCGGAGCACCAGGAGGAAACCGGAGCACCUGGAGGAAACCAGAGCCCCUGGAGGAAACUGGAGCACCUGGAGGAAACCGGAGUACCUGGAGGAAGGGGGGAGGGGGGGUGGUAGGGGGGGGUGGGGGGGGGUGGGGGGGGGGGGGUUGGGGGAGGGUGGGUGGGGGGGGGGGGGGGGGGUGGGGGGGGGGGGGGGGGUUGGGGGGUAGUGGGGGUGGGGGUGGGGGUGGGGGGGAGUGGGGGUGGGUGGGGGGGGGGGUGGGGGGUGGGGUAGGGGGUGGGGGGAGGGGGGUGGGGGGGGUGGUGGAGGGGGGGGGUGGGGGGGGGGGGGGGGGGUGGGUAUGGGGGGCGGGGGUGGGGGGGGGGGGGGUGGGGGGGGGGGGUGGUAGUGGGGCUGGGGGUGGGGGGGGGGGGAGGGGAGGGGGGUGGGAGGGGAGGGGGGUGGGGGUUGGGGGGGGGGUGGUAGUGAGAGGGGUGGGGGGGUGGGGUGGGGUGGGUGUGGGAUGGGGGGGGGGUGGUAGAGGAGGGGGGGGUGGGGGGGGGGGGGUGGUGGGGGGGGGGUGGUGGUGGGGGGGGGGGGGGUGGGGGGGGGUGGGGGUGGGGGGUGGGGGGGGGUGGUGGUGUGGGGGGGGGGGGUGGGGUGGGUGGGGGGGGGUGGGGGUGGGGUGGGGUGUGGGGGGGGUGGGGGGGGGUGGUGUGGGGGGGGGGGUGGGGGGGGUGGUGGUGGGGGGGGGGGGGGGGUGGUGGGGGGGGGGGGGGGUGGGGGGGGGGGGGUGGGGGUGGGGGGGGGGGGGGUGGGGGGGGGUGGGGUGGGAGGGUGGCACACCGGAGAGCCGCGGUGGGCUCUUUCCUCCGUCCGGCUUCCGUGCGUUUGUGCCCCUCUUCGGGCUUCUGCCAUGUAUCGGUCGCUCUGUGCCUAAGCGGCGCUUCCUUGCGGGGUCCGCCAGUUGCAACAUGUUCAUCUGGGGGCCUCGCUCCGGGGUCAGGAUAGCUACGUUCUGUCCCUCGUUACUACCUAGUGUGCCGUCACCCCUGGACGAGGUGGCCGCCCCGCCUCCGCGUAUCUGGUCCUCAUGGCCCCGUCUUGGCCGGGGCUUUGCCCGGGAUUCGUCUUGUUUUACGCUUGCUGGGUUCCGCCGAGUCAGCUCCUGGGGUGCCCUGUCCCCUUCUUGCCGUACCUGUCUGUCUAUUGUUCCCCCUUCGUCACGGGAACUGGCGCGUACUAGCUACACUUUUGCUUUUCCGCUGGUUUUGCCUCCCCCGUCCGGCUUCCCUCCUUGCCCCUCUUCCUGGUCCACGUCCGGUUAA
This is a messenger RNA of Knipowitschia caucasica, 1551 nucleotides long. The record is from the annotation of a GenBank genome assembly. NCBI's taxonomy places the organism in Eukaryota, Metazoa, Chordata, Actinopteri, Gobiiformes, Gobiidae.